Molecule: messenger RNA, 434 nt
Organism: Meloidogyne enterolobii
Lineage: Eukaryota; Metazoa; Nematoda; Chromadorea; Rhabditida; Meloidogynidae
Source: the annotation of a GenBank genome assembly
UAAUAAUAAAAUAGGAGGGUCAUUUAGGCGCAGAAAAAUAAAAAAUAAAUAAACUUGUUUCCUCCAAGUUGAAGCAUAAAGAUGUUGGGGAAAACAAUGUUGGGAAAAACAAGUUGGGGGAAAACAAUGUUGGGAAAAACAAGUUGGGGGAAAACAAUGUUGGGAGAAACAAAGUUGGAAGAAAAACAAUGCUGGGGAAAACACGGGGAAAAACAAAAGUUGGGGAAAAACAAGUUGGGGGAACACACAGUUGUGGGAAAACAAGUUGGCGCCAAAAACAAUGUUGGGGAAAACAAAGUUAGGGGAAAAACAAUGUUUGUGGAAAACAAAGUUGGGGAAAACAAUGUUGGAGGAAAAACAAUGUUGGGGGAAAACAAAGUUGAGAGAAAGAAAGUGGGAGAAAAAACAAGUUGGCGCCAAAAAUGAAGGUGCGC